ACCAACCCCACGCAGACGCGACGCUUGUGUCACUGUUCGUCGCAGUUCAUCCUUCUUGAAGCUGACCUACAGACAUUCAGCAAGAUCCCUUGUUUUGGAAAAUGUAGCCAUGUCCCAACUCGCCAAGGUAAAGUCCAAGGCGCGCGAGCCGCCAUCGCUCUUCCUUCCUCCUUCGCCAUCGGCCUCACAUGCCUCGCUCUCUACAACAGCUGGCCCCGGCCAAGGCUACCCGCCGGGACCGGGACCAGCCUCCCCUCUCGGACCUGGCCGCGGUGGCGCAUCUCUACUACCUUCACCGACCGUGAAUGAUACCCGACGAGGAAGUGUCGCCGCCAAUGCAGCAACAACCACGACCGGUUCUACAACCCCGAAUCCCGCAACAGCCCUCAAUCUCUCCAUGCCUUUGCACCUGCCUCGAGGCGAGUCUACGCGCACCACCGAUAGGACGGAUGCGCUCUGGGCUGAGAUGCAAGCGACGCUGGAGGAGGUCGAGCUGUCAGCUAGCGGAGGCACGAGGGUGUUUGGACCGGAUCACGAGCAGAAGCUGGCGGAGCUACGACAGGCACAGAUUGCGCUGGCGCAGGCUUGGGCGAGGAGUGAAGCGGAUGAUGCUGUCGAGACACAGAACAAUGGCGGUGCUGCAAGCGUCAUAGGAGGCGGGCUAGCGAAAAUCAAGUCGUCGGUUGCCGGAACGGAACACGGUGGUCUUGGUGGGAAAUCCGAGGCGGGUGGCACGACAGGAGGCCCUGAGGGCGGAGGACCAAAGAGCACCGGAGGCGCCGGCAGCACACGGCCCAGUAGUGCCGGAGGACCUGAGAAGCUCGGCGCGAAGCUUGAGCAGGAGACUGAGGCUGACAUUCUACUCGCAAGGAAGAGACGUGAGGCCAAUGAUCACUACUUUUCCAGAGUCAAUCAGGGUGUCCUCGAUGUUGUCGCCAAGUUGGAGGAUGUUGCUGUUGCCAUGCGCGCGGUUGAACAGGAGAGUAAGGAUAUCUGGGCAGACGGCGAAGACAACAGCAACCCGGGGAGUGCGAGGGCCAAUGUUUAGUCGGCGGUACAUGAUCUCACAUAGCAUUUGGGGCUCGAAGAGGGCAUUACCAUGGGUUUCGCAUUAUCAUGGCUCGUUUGGCGUUUCUACGGCGUUGGAACACUCGAGCACUACCUUAGUAUUACACACGUACCUAAGUUAGCUACGUAUCUAUCAUAAUGAUAAUUGUCACGGCAUAAUAUGAAGCUGACGCUUACCCAC
Messenger RNA from Neurospora tetrasperma FGSC 2508, 1249 nucleotides. RefSeq lists its product as uncharacterized. Bases 110 to 1048 code for a protein of 312 amino acids. Lineage: Eukaryota; Fungi; Ascomycota; Sordariomycetes; Sordariales; Sordariaceae. The record is from RefSeq and is a predicted model, not a curated record. The transcript has a single exon.